CCAAUUUAGGUGUAGUCGAGACAUCUUUGUCUCUUAGCACCGGCCAUUCUCUUUAUUACCACAGGGAGAUCCUCAAUUUCUCCGAGAAGAAAGGGAAAUUGGCUGAAUUCUCUUCAAGUAGUAGCGGCGGCUCAACCGCUACUAGGUGUAGCUUUACCGGAAAACAAAGUCUCGCUUUUGUUCCGCCGCCAAUUUACCGGCCGUCGCCCACCACAACAGCCGCGCCCGGACCUUUUUACAAUCUCAAAUUAAGGAAAAUAAAUGAAAUUCAAUCCGAGCCUGCAUCAAUAAUAACCAUGCUCUAUGAUAAUGCACAAGAAAAGGGAAAGGCAGUUCCCGGUCUUUCGGUUCAUGCAAGAAUCUGCAGUUCAGGACCAGGAUAUACUCCAACAGUGGCUAUGGCUAGGAGGGCGACUCUAGCUAGAUUCCUCGAAAAACGAUUACAUAG
Messenger RNA from Striga hermonthica, 448 nucleotides. The record is from the annotation of a GenBank genome assembly. Lineage: Eukaryota; Viridiplantae; Streptophyta; Magnoliopsida; Lamiales; Orobanchaceae.